Molecule: messenger RNA, 2581 nt
Organism: Lates calcarifer (barramundi perch)
Lineage: Eukaryota; Metazoa; Chordata; Actinopteri; Centropomidae
Source: RefSeq, a predicted model, not a curated record
UUAUAAAAGCAGGUCAAGAAGAGCACACCACAUGCUGUCAGUGUGACCAGGAUAUAUCAAGCAAGUACUUCACUUGAGCUUGUGUUGGUUAGCAGGUGUAGUUUGCUAGCAGCUAGGCUAGCUUUAGACACUGUCAACACAUCACUGAUGAUGGCUUUUGGGUUUUGCCUUGGUUUUGCCUUGCUCUUGUUUGUGUGGUCAACUGCAAAAUGUGAUCAGAUUUCCAAUGGAGUUCUUCAUAUGGAAUGUCGUGAUCGUUACUUCAUGAUAGCUGCUGAUCUCUCCUUUACUGGGAAUGAGCCUCGCUUUGAGGCGGUUGAUGAAACCGGCGUGUACCCCAUCACUGAGCAGUAUGCAGCUGAGUGUGGCUACAGCGUCAGUGUUCUCCCUCUGCAGGGCCACGUGGAGCUCCGAGCCUCUUAUUUCAGCUGUCACACUGACAACAAAGAUGACGCAGUGUUCACAUUCAACUUUAACCUGCUGGCAAACCACUCUGGAGAGGCCACCUACACCAUGAACAAGACCUGUUCUCCCUCACUCCCCUGGUCUCCCAGAGAGGUUACCUGUGAGCUCAACUACAUGGAAGUGUCUGUGAGGAGUGAUGUGGCCUGUCCAACUGGGACAAAGAAAGAUGACUGGGAUGCUGCUGUCAACACUGCAUAUACUUCAGCUACCUCAGAUUGGCAGGUGAUGUUCCAGAGGGCUGAGCAGAAGCUGAUGCCCAUGAAUCUCUCUGAAGCUCAUAAGCAUGGCUAUGUGUUUGACCUGACGGAUGGAAGGCUUGUAUUUCGUACACCGUAUGGACAACCUGACUCAUUCAGCACGGAGGUGAAUGGUGUUCCAGUAGAGGUGGUCCAUGCCACUCUGUUCUCCAGGCAAAGCUGGGUUGUCCUCAUGGUCGACCUUGUGGCUGCUUGCUCCAUGUAUGAAGGCUCCUAUGAUGAAAAUGGAUACAUGAUGUGGAAAACUCCUGAGGUGCUGCACCCGCUGCUGUCUGGUCUGCACAAUACACAGGUCAACAUUGGUGUCAAUGGUGAAUUUCUGGAGCAGCCAGUUGCAGAGGAGAGAGGCUACAUUGUGGAGAAGCACAAUGGCACAGUCCAGCUCAGCAUCCCCUAUAAUGCUGAUGGUGGAUACAGGAAGAGCUUUGUGACCGAUGACCUCUAUGAGUACUACGUCUUUCAUCUCUACCUGGAACAAAUCUCUGUGGAUGAGGAUCAUGUUGACACCAGACUUCGCGUUCACAGGACACUGGCCACUCCUCUGCUGCCAUGUCCUGUUUUUACUGAAAACAGAACUGUUAAUGAGGAACACAUGUUCAGCGUCUACCUGGGAGAUGUCCCUGACGAUGUCGAGCUGGCUGCUGUUCACUUGAAUGGACACAAAUUUACAGUUCCAUUUACAAACACAAGCAGACACACCAUCACAAAAGUUGUUCAUCCCAACAGCACCCAUGGCUACACUCUGAAGGUGCCUUUUGAUGACCCUGUUGUCUUACAGCAGUUCUCCAAAGAAGAUGCAGCUAUGCAGCACAAGCUGGACAUCAACUACACACUGACUGUUCUGCCUGAAAAGGAGCCUUUUUACCACUUUGCAUCAGUCAUGGCACAAAGUGACGUCUCUCCUCCAGAGUUUGAUGCCAUCUGUUUGGAGUCUGGCAUCAGGUUCAGACUGGACCACCGGCCUUUUGACUACCUGUGGUACAUUAGUAUCGGCUCUGACCUGCUGACAUCGGAGCUGGCAGCUCAGCACGGCUACAUCAUGAGCAACAACAGCCAGAGUCUGCUGCUCGAGGUGCCGCUCUUCACUCAUGGAUAUGAAUACAAGGACAUUACUCUAAAGGGAUUCCUUGGUACUUUUGAGAUCCUCAUCAGGGAUCAUGCAACAUCAGAGGUCCAGAGUUCAACUGUGAAGACUUGUCCAUUCACAGCCACUGAGCUUAUCAUGUGUUCGACUGAUGGGAGGAUGACUGUGGUGGCUGACUUGUCUCUGGCCAUCCCAAGUGGAGGAAUCCCUGCUAGAACCAACCUCAUGGAUAAAUACUGUGCACCUAAAGAAGUGGAUGACACCAGGGCGCUCUUCUCUUUACCACUCAACAGCUGUGGAUCCAUAGUCAAGCUGAGCAAGGAGUAUGUGACUUACGAAAAUGAGAUUUUCUACAGCAAGAAGUUGCAUACUCAGAAAAACCCAUCACAUUCCAGCAUUGAGAUGGACAGGGUUAAAAUGCAGUGUACAUAUCCUCUGGCUGGGCUUCUCCGUCUCUUCUCAAUAUACAGGUUUGAAUCUGACACAGUUGGUGUCGGCCGCCAUCAUACAUUCUGCACGCUCGACUCAAGAGCUACAGACUUCCACCAUCCAGCCCACUACAGUGCUUCAAACUCCAGUACCUGUAACCAGCCUUAUCUUGAGACCUGGGUACCACCCUCCAGCUCAGUACAUCAGAGUAUCCACCUUCCUGAAGAAUCUGUCAAAGAAAGGAGCUAAAGGAUCUUCACCAAUCAAAGUACAUACUACCUCAUUUUGAAGGAUUGUGACUUAAUUUUUAAAUGUAAAUCUUGAAUAAACCUGGUGUCUUAAAAUA